GGCGGCGGCGAUGGCGGCGUCUCCUCCGGGGCUGGCGGCGCUGCAGCGGGUGCGGGAGGCUCUGCGCGCGGAGCUGGGCGAGCUGCGAGGCGGCGAGAGCCGGGAGGGCGCCGGAGGCUUCGAGGCCGGGCGCUUCUGGGAGGCCCUCGAGCGAGCGUUCCUGGCCGCCUCGCAGGAAGCCACCAAGCUGAGCCUGGCCUUCUCGAGACCCCCGCCGCCUUCCCUCCAGGAGCAGGAGAGCCUGGCGGAAGGGGUGCACAGUGCUGUCCUGGCAGCCGCCUCUGCGUAUUACCAGCUCCCCAAGGGCCAAGGGACCACCCUGCGCAGAGCAGUGCGUGAUGCCACGGUGCAAGUAGUGGAGGGGAUGAUUCAGCUGACAGAGGUCAUUCUUCGGACCCCCCUCCAGAGCCUCUCACGGGAGCAGCUUGUCUCCACGGGAGGCGUCUGGGAGGCCUGCGACCAAAUUUCCAGCCUGCCUCGAGAUAACCAGGCGGCUGUGGCCCUGGCCAUUUCCCAGGCUCUGGGGAUUGUCAGAGACGCACAGGAGGAGAUGGAGCAGGCGCAGAUUGAAGGCGGAGACCCGUACAGCGAUGUGCUGGAGGACGAGGACUUGGGCUCCCGGGCAAACAGGGACACUUACUGGUCGGCGGCUGACCGGCAGCUGCUUGGCCCCUGCCUGGGGCUGGUGAAGGCUGCCAAGAUUUGCCUGAAGAAGGUCCUGGGGGCCGUCAGGAGCCACGGAAGGGCCGACGUGGCAGAGCAGGUGGCGCAGUUAGACGACCUGGCCGACAUCGCAGGAGACGUUAGCCCCAGUGUGGACGAGCUGGUGCUGAGCACCUACCCCCCUGUGAACCAGUUGGCUCUGCGGCUGAAUGCUGCAAAGUUGGCGUCUGUGCUAAAGAAGAUGCUGGAACUGACCAGGGCCAGCCAUGUCUGCCCUCCGUCAGAAGAGAGCUGGGUGCAGUUCCUGGCUGGGGCAGUUGACCACAACAUGGACAAAAUCAAAGACCUCACCCAGGGGCUCCUUUGAUGGGCCUCCCUGUGGGAGGGGUGCUGGACCCUUGGGUGCCUUCUGUGGCUGCCUGCAGAAGAGAGAAGAGGGAGGAGGCAGGACUCCUGCAGGACCCCAUAGCUGCUCGGGGGGGGGGGGCAAUAAAGUCUCCCCUGCGCUUGUGCUGGCUGGGCUCCUGCACUAGA
Molecule: messenger RNA, 1197 nt
Organism: Zootoca vivipara (common lizard)
Lineage: Eukaryota; Metazoa; Chordata; Lepidosauria; Squamata; Lacertidae
Gene: CCNDBP1
Product: cyclin D1 binding protein 1
Cellular component (GO): nucleus
Source: RefSeq, a predicted model, not a curated record